UGACCUUUUCGCCUCUUUCGUUUCGUGUAUCAUCAUCACUCUCAUUCCAAAUCCCUAAAUCUCGAGCUCGACGGAGGAGAUGGCACUGAGAACUGCAGUCCUUCGUCACCUUAGGGUUCCGGUGACGGGAUCGAACCAGUCUCAAAUUGGUUUCCUUGGUUCGAUCCGUGCUUUCUCGUCGCACGAUGAUCAUCUCAGCAAGCAGGAAGUCGUCGACAGAGUCCUCGACGUUGUCAAAUGCUUCCCUAAAGUCGAUCCAGCUAAGGUGACUCCUGAUGUUCAUUUCCAGAAGGAUUUGGGGUUAGAUAGUUUGGACACUGUGGAGAUAGUGAUGGCUAUUGAAGAGGAGUUCAAGCUUGAGAUCCCAGACAAAGAAGCUGACAAGAUCGACUCUUGCCCUCUUGCUAUUGAAUACGUUUUCAACCAUCCAAUGUCUAGCUAAAAACCCUGUGCUGUGCUGCUCUCUCCUUUUAUUUGUUUGUAUGAGGUUCUCUCUCAAGUUAUCUUUUGAAAAUUGGGAUUUUGCAAAUAAAUGCGAGCAUCCUUGUGACUCUUUCAUUUUCCAUAAAAGAAACCAUUUUGGCUUUUGAUUGUUUUGUAAUUCGACACUUUUUGAAGCUAAGGUUAUUUUGCGUUCUCUA
Molecule: messenger RNA, 641 nt
Organism: Brassica napus (rape)
Lineage: Eukaryota; Viridiplantae; Streptophyta; Magnoliopsida; Brassicales; Brassicaceae
Product: acyl carrier protein 1, mitochondrial
Exons: 2
Coding region: 80-442 (120 amino acids)
Biological process (GO): fatty acid biosynthetic process
Cellular component (GO): mitochondrion
Molecular function (GO): acyl binding; acyl carrier activity
Source: RefSeq, a predicted model, not a curated record